AUGAUGUAUGAAGAAAUGGGUUCUAUGACUGACGACAUUCAGCGACGCUGCUCGCUUCCCUCUCUCAAAUCAACCACUUCUAUGAGUGGCUCUGACCUGGGCGAGGACCGCCGCCUUCCUCCCCUCCCUCGUGUGGACCCAUUGCCCCGUGGGCCAUUCCACUUGAACCCAUUCCACAACAAGGAGAACUUCCCUCCCACUACCCCGGGCCCACAAGACUCGUUCCAGUUCAAGUCGCCCUGGUCAGGCAGUGAGAAUAUCGCUGCUCCUCCCUCGCCAGCCAACUCUGCCGAAAGCUCCUGGCAAGAGUCAUUCGCGGCCCAGAAGGCUGCUUCAACCGAGUGGCCCAAUGAUCUCUCCCAGACUGAGAUCAUGGCUCUCAUUGCCCCCAAGAACAUCAACCGCAAGCAGCCUCUUCAGCAGCUCUGCGGCCGUAAGCGCAAGGGCAGCAAUGCCUCCCCCGACCCUGAUGACCAGCGGGAGAAGCACCGCAUCGCCGAGGGCAACCGCCGAAAGAACCUCAGCCAGCUUCACCGCGAGCUUGACAGCCGCAUCCACGACUUCUUCCUUGAGCGUGCAGGUUGGAACCCAUCCAAGAGCCUGACCCAGUCCAAGGAGCACAUCGUCCAGGGUGCAGUCUACCUCAUCGACUUCAUGUUGGCUAUCAUCGUCCACCUGAUUCGCCAGGAACAGGUCACUCCCCAGCUUUCAGAGAAGCUGCAGCCCCAGGUUCGCUGCAUGCAACUCCAGCAGCUGGUCACCUCUCUCCAGCAGCAGAACCAGACUACCCAACAGCAGCUGCGCGCCGCCAAGGCCGAGAACGAUGUCCUCGCGGACCGUAACCGCGCUCUCGAGUUCCAGCUUAAGUCCUACGAGGCUAUGUUCCGCUCCCCAAAGACCGAGAGCACUAGCCCCCGGACACUCGUCGAUGUUCCUGAGCACAAGCGCCAGAAGAAGGGUGGACUCCCGGGCCUCCGUGUCUUCUGUGACGAGAUUGGACAAAUUGCUCCAGCUCCAGAGACACCUACUUUUUACCAUGACGGCAUGCACAGUGCCACUUCCCAAACAUUCGGCACUUCAUACCUCACUUCAACACCACCCGUCACUGGUCCCUCAUCUCCUGCCUUCCCCCUUUCGCAAUCCUCCUCUUUCAACUUCCCCUCUUCGCGACGCCACUCUCUGAUCCCGUCGCCAUAG
Messenger RNA from Penicillium pulvis, 1197 nucleotides. Its product is annotated as putative HLH DNA binding domain protein. Lineage: Eukaryota; Fungi; Ascomycota; Eurotiomycetes; Eurotiales; Aspergillaceae. The transcript is spliced from 2 exons. The coding region runs from base 1 to 1197 and encodes 398 amino acids. The record is from RefSeq and is a predicted model, not a curated record.